Messenger RNA from Nematocida parisii ERTm1, 1767 nucleotides. RefSeq lists its product as uncharacterized. NCBI's taxonomy places the organism in Eukaryota, Fungi, Microsporidia. The record is from RefSeq and is a predicted model, not a curated record. Bases 1 to 1767 code for a protein of 588 amino acids. The transcript has a single exon.
AUGUACUUACAGAUGUAUUUAAGUAUUUAUUCUGUCUCUGAUUGGAUUAAUGUCAUAUUUCGUGUGUUUUUAUUCUUUUAUGUGUUGUUUUUAUGUAUUUUUAUGGAUUUACAGGAAAGAGCUGUAAUAGCGGCAGUUCAGCUUAAAACAGCUACAUAUACAAAAGAUAGACAGGCGGCAUUAAAAGAAGCACUGGAUAUAGUUAAUGAAGAUAGUUUAAUAGGAGGAACUGAAUUUAUAGAUCCAUUAAUAUCCCUCCUUAUAUGUAACACAGAGGCGUACCCGCCUGAAGUACAGAGUAUAUUUAAGAUUCUUAUUAAGAUAUUCACAGAACAGAAUGGGAGAGAAUUCUCGAAUAUAUUCCUAAGUAAAGUAAGAAUUGAAUUUAUACUUAGACUAAUUACAGGAAGUAUAUCAGAAGAAGUAGAAGACAUAAGAAAUACUGUUUUUAUCCUGAUUAAAUAUAAUAAACCAGCAAUAACCAAAGGAAUAAUAGAAUUAAACCAAAUUGGACAGUUAAUAGAGAAAUCUCUUAUGGGAAAUGAGAUUGUACUGAAUGUUUUAGUAGAAAUAGGCAAGGAUUCCAUUACAUUCAGAAAAUUGCUUAUUUUUAAUGGGUUCAUUGAUGGCUUAAUGAAAUUCGGAUGUGGUAAGAAUAGAACACUUGCUAGAUGUGGGAUUAAAUCACUUGCGGAAUUAAUGAACAGAGACGUAUCAAUUGUGAACUAUUUCUUUGAAAUGCGGUGGAAAGAGUGGAUGGAAUUUACUAUGAAAACUCAUCCAGAGCAUGCCUUAAAGAUUCUCUAUGCAUUCUCUUCCUAUCCAAAGUACACAAAGUAUUUGUCUGAGUUCUCUGAAAUAAUAUUUUCUGGACGGGAUAUGGCAGCACUUUACCUUCUGUCAUUCACUGAAGGAUCAGCUGAAAAAUGGAGUUUUUUUUCUGAAGUGGAUUAUAAUAAAAAUUCAAAUGCACGCUUCUGUCCGUGCAGGUUGAACUUCAUUCUAGGAAUUCAUUCAAAUUUAUCACAGAAAAUACCAAAGAAUAUUGCUGCAGUAAGGAUAGGUACACCAGAAUAUUUCGGAAUAAUUUCAAAUUAUUCAAUAGUUAUUGAUGAUGAGGCAGUGAAUGAAUUACUUAAUGUACUGCCGCAUCUUCCAACAAUUUCACUCACAGACUCACUCUUGGUAAUUAAAACUGCCAUAUGCAUAGGUCUUAGAAGUGGGUCACAGAAAUUAUUCUCACCGGAUGUAUUGCUAACCCUGCGAGAACACCUUCAGAAUGACUUAUUAAUAGAAGACAUUCGCAUUCUUAUUGGGUUCUGGCUGUUCCUGGCGUAUACUAAAAUCAGAAAUACUCCUUCAGUGAUUCACUCUAUUUUCAAUGAUAUUGAGGAGAGUGUGCUGCCGCUUGCAAAGAAACUGCUUACGUCGCUUACACAACCACUGUAUAAUAAAUACUGUGAGGAGAAGGAGUGUAACAGGUGCUAUUUAUUGCAAAUGAAUGUACCAAAUGUAAUACCACACUCAUUAUCACUGCUUGCACAAUUAGUGUGGCUUCCUAAUACGAUGCACUCAUUAGUCCUGUUCACAUUCGCAGAGUUUUUAGACCAGCCAAUAUUACCGCCUGUGCUGGCAGAACCAGUGCAUGUAGAUACAGAGACUAUAGAAGCGCCGAUACCGCAGGAUAAUCUAAGAGAGAUUCCAAAGAGUGAAGACACAGAUAAGUUCACUAAUAAUAAUUCAGAUGAUGGAAUAUACGACUUAUAA